UGUUUCACUUCCGGUUUUAGGUCUGUCGGCACCACACUCUGUUUCAAUAGAAAAGUGCAAUUUUUAGAGUUUGUUUUUCAUUAUUAAAUUCACCUGUGACAUUUGUGUAUUUUAAAAUGGAAGAGGAAGAGCCUGUUUUCGACUCCAGUAUGAAGAAGAAAAAGAAAAAGAAGCCUGCAGAUUUGGCACCAACUAAAGAGUGUGAUAAUUCAGAAAAUCGAAUUGAACAGACGAAGAAAGUCGUAGAAACCUUAGGUGAGGUAGGAAAUAAGCUGAAUGAUUUUGAUAUCAAUGAGGACUUUCUUGGAAAGAAAAAAAAAAAGAAAAAGCCCAUAACAGAUUCUCGACUACAAGAUCAGAGCGAAAAUAAUCGAGAUGAAUCCAGUGAGAAGAUUGAUGAUGAAUUUUCAUUUGACAAAAAGAAGAAAAAAAGAAAAGGUCGUCCAAUCGAAAUAGACCAAGUAGAUGGUCUUCAAGUCAACCAAAAUGCUGAUACUAAAAUCUCAAUUGAUUAUAAUAGGGAAUAUACUUACGAAGAACUAUUACAAAGGGUGUUUGAUAUCAUGAAAGAGAAAAAUCCAGAUAUGAUUGCUGGAGAGAAAAAGAGAUUUGUUAUGAAGCCUCCUCAAGUAAUGAGAGUAGGUACAAAGAAGAGUUCGUUUUCAAAUUUUUAUGAAAUUUGUAAAAUGUUACAUAGAGUCCCAAAGCAUUUAAUGGCUUUCUUGUUGGCUGAAUUAGGCACCAGUGGGGCCAUCGAUGGAAAUAAUCAAUUAAUCAUUAAAGGAAGGUUUCAGCAGAAACAAAUUGAAAGUGUUUUGAGACGAUAUAUAAAGGAAUAUGUAACGUGCCAUACGUGCAAGUCGCCUGACACUCUCCUCUCCAAAGAUACUCGAUUAUACUUUUUACAAUGCGAAAGUUGCGGUUCAAGAUGUUCUGUCGCUUCUAUCAAGUCUGGUUUCCAAGCUGUGACAGGAAAGAGAGCUGCUAUUAGAGCAAAAACUACUUAA
This is a messenger RNA of Dimorphilus gyrociliatus, 1007 nucleotides long. The record is from the annotation of a GenBank genome assembly. NCBI's taxonomy places the organism in Eukaryota, Metazoa, Annelida, Polychaeta, Dinophilidae.